UCUUAUAUUUGUGUGUUGCAAUAACAACACGAUCAUGACUUUUAUUCCACUUUGUGGUAAAUAUGGCUGAUCAAGUCAAUGGGAAACGUCUUCCUGAGAAAACUUCCACUGAAACUAUCUCGCCGAAAAAAUCUAAAAAAGAAAAUAAAUCUUAUAUAGCAGAAGCAGAUAGUGACCGUAGUCGAUCAUGUCCUUACCUUGAUACAAUAAACAGAUCUGUACUUGACUUCGAUUUUGAAAAACUUUGUUCGGUUUCAUUAUCACAUAUCAAUGUUUAUGCCUGCUUGGUCUGCGGAAAAUACUUCCAAGGCCGUGGUACGAAAUCUCAUGCAUAUACCCACAGUGUGCAAGAUGGACAUCGAGUUUAUCUUAAUUUAAGAACACAGAAAUUUUAUUGUUUACCUGACAACUAUGAAAUUAUAGAUUCCUCACUUGAAGAUAUUAUUUAUGUUUUAAAUCCAACUUUCAACCAUUUUCAUAUUAAGAAGUUAGAUUCCAACCCUAAAUUAUCUCGUGCUUAUGAUGGAACUACCUACCUACCAGGUAUUGUUGGUUUAAACAAUAUAAAAGCCAAUGACUACUGCAAUGUCAUCCUUCAGGCUCUUUCUCAUGUACCUCCUCUGCGGAAUUACUUUCUGCAAGAGGACAGUUAUAAAAGUAUUCGACGUCCAGCCGGUGAUCAAAUGUUUCUUCUUGUCCAAAGAUUCGGAGAACUUCUACGCAAAUUAUGGAAUCCACAAAAUUUCAAAGCUCAUGUUAGUCCCCAUGAAAUGCUUCAAGCUGUUGUCCUCUGCAGCAAGAAAAAAUUUCAAAUCACUGAGCAAGGUGAUGCUGUAUAUUUUAUGUCUUGGUUCCUCAAUGCUUUACACGUUGCCUUGGGAGGAAGCAAAAAACUUUCCAGUAGCAUCAUCAACAAAACUUUCCGUGGUAAAAUGACAGUUUAUUCUCGCAAAGUUCCGCCACUAGAUUUGAAAGAAGAAGAAAAAGAGAAGCUACUCCAGAUGGAAGAGUACCAAGAAACAGCAGAAGAUACUCAGUUUCUGUAUCUGACUUGUGACCUGCCUGCGCCUCCACUCUACCCUGACGACUUACGUGAAAAUAUCAUUCCGCAGGUUCCUUUGGCUAACAUUCUUGCCAAAUUCAAUGGCAUUACAGAAAAAGAAUAUAAAACUUACAAAGACUCUACAAUGAAGAGAUUCAAAAUUUUCAAGUUGCCACCUUAUAUUAUCCUCUAUGUGAAGCGAUUCACCAAAAAUUAUUUUGUCUCUGAGAAAAACCCAACCAUUGUAAACUUUCCUAUCAAAAAUAUUGACUUUGGAGAUUUGCUGACGCCUGAAAUACGGGUGAAACAUCCCUACACCACAUAUGAUCUCAUUGCAAACAUUGUUCAUGAAGGGGAAUCUGGAUCUGAUAAAGGAACAUAUCGGGUACACAUCUUACAUAAGGGAACUGGGAAAUGGUUUGAGCUUCAAGAUUUACAUGUUGCUGAUAUUCUACCUCAGAUGAUUACUCUCUCUGAAAGUUAUAUUCAGAUUUAUGAAAUUCGAAGAGAUAUCCCUAAUCCUUUGUAUAAAAAAGAUCCUGACAUGGAGACAAGCUAGCUGCUACUCAGUAACAGUAUCUUAAUACCAUUCAUCAUCAUUGACAUUCAUCUCAGUAUAUUUCUUUUGCAAAAUAUUCAUCUUGACAGAAAACAUAUUUUGUAUACAUCACUAAUGAAAAUAAUUCAAUAAAAUACCAUCACUUUUGAUUGUUACUCA
Molecule: messenger RNA, 1760 nt
Organism: Octopus sinensis (East Asian common octopus)
Lineage: Eukaryota; Metazoa; Mollusca; Cephalopoda; Octopoda; Octopodidae
Product: U4/U6.U5 tri-snRNP-associated protein 2
Exons: 14
Coding region: 63-1601 (512 amino acids)
Biological process (GO): mRNA processing; spliceosomal complex assembly; protein deubiquitination
Molecular function (GO): zinc ion binding; cysteine-type deubiquitinase activity
Source: RefSeq, a predicted model, not a curated record